This is a messenger RNA of Impatiens glandulifera, 1969 nucleotides long. RefSeq names its product MLO-like protein 9. Gene Ontology annotation, cellular component: membrane. Gene Ontology annotation, biological process: defense response. Bases 183 to 1832 code for a protein of 549 amino acids. The record is from RefSeq and is a predicted model, not a curated record. The transcript has 14 exons. NCBI's taxonomy places the organism in Eukaryota, Viridiplantae, Streptophyta, Magnoliopsida, Ericales, Balsaminaceae.
UCCCUUCUUUUCAUUCAGCUGCACUAAAUUAAAGCUAGCUAGCUAGCUGAUCCAAGAUAUAUAUGGACGGACGGGAUGGAGUACUCUGAUCUACCAGCAGCUCUCUAAAACAAAAAUUCUUCAUAUUUGAUCACAACUAAUAACACUUGGUUCGAUAGAUCCGGUCGGUCCGGGGAAAUAGAAUGGCGGUUGUAGACAGCGGUGCGAAGACGUCUAGGGAGCUUGAUCAGACACCAACAUGGGCGGUGGCCGGAGUUUGCGCAAUCAUCAUUCUCAUCUCCCUUGCUCUGGAGAAGGGUCUUCAUAAAGUCGGCGCUUGGUUCACAGCAAAGCAAAAGAAAGCUUUGUUUGAAGCGUUAGAGAAGGUGAAAGCAGAAUUGAUGAUUCUGGGAUUUAUUUCGUUGUUGUUGACAUUUAGUCAAUACUACAUAGCCGAUAUAUGCAUUCCAAUUAAGGUGGCCAAUACUCUCUUGCCCUGUCCGCUAAAGCACCUGAAGGUGGCUGCUGCCCCGGCACAAUCCAAGCUCCCUGGCGGCGUUAGGAGGCUUUUCUCGUUAGAACGCCGGAUUCUGGCCGGUGGCAGCAAAGGCGCCGGUUGUAAGAAUGGAAAGGUACCGCUUAUAACGGUGGAUGGGCUGCAUCAGUUGCAUAUAUUGAUAUUUUUUAUGGCGGUUCUUCAUGUUAUAUAUAGCGCAACUACCAUGGGGCUGGGAAGAUUGAAGAUCCGGGGUUGGAAACAGUGGGAGGAGGAGACGUUGUCCCAUGAUUAUGAGGUUACAAACGACCCAUCAAGAUUUAGACUUAGUCAUGAGACUUCUUUUGUGCGCGCCCACACCAGUUAUUGGACUAAAACCCCCAUCUUCUUCUACAUGGGAUGUUUUUUCCGUCAAUUUGUGAAAUCGGUUAGCAAGUCAGACUACCUUACUCUUCGGAAUGGAUUUAUCAGUAUUCAUUUGGCUCCGGGCAGUAAAUUUAACUUCCAAAGAUACAUAAAACGGUCUUUGGAAGAUGAUUUUAAAACAAUUGUUGGCGUAACUCCUUUCCUGUGGGCAACGUUUGUUUUCUUCUUGUUACUCAACAUUGAUGGUUGGCAAACAUUGUUUUGGGCAUCCUUAAUUCCUCCCAUUAUAAUAUUAGGGGUGGGGACUGAGCUUCAAGCAAUAUUAACAAAAAUGGCUCUUGACAUUUCUGAAAGACACGCCGUGGUUCAAGGAAUGCCUCUCGUUGAAGGGUCCGACAAAUACUUCUGGUUUGGGAAGCCACAAUUACUCCUUCAACUAAUCCACUUUGCCUUAUUUCAAAACGCUUUUCAAAUCACUUAUUUCUUGUGGAUUUGGUAUAAGUUUGAGCUCACGUCCUGUUUCCACAACAAUUUUGGCCUCCGAAUCGCAAAAGUCUCUUUUGGAAUUGGAAUCCUAUUCUUCUGCAGCUAUAUCACUCUCCCACUUUAUGCACUUGUAGCUCAGAUGGGGACACAACUAAAGAGAUCAAUAUUUGAUGAGCAUACUUCCAAGGCAUUGGAGAAUUGGCGUAAAGCUGCUACCAAAAAGAAUGAACAAAAUCAUUCUAAGACAAGAAAGUCCGCCACAAUAAAAUUGGGCGCCGCCCUCGAAUCUAUGAGCUCCACUUUGCGUUCUACUACACCUCUACAACGUUUGAGGACCUCCGGUCAUUCAAGUAGUAGUGUAGGCCACUACUCUGGCCUCGAAACUGACCCGUCGAAUCCAAACACUAAUUUUGAUGGAAUAGAAAGUAAAAUCAACGUCGACGAUGAUCAUAUUCACAAUGAUUUCUCUUUCGGAAAGCCAGUCCCAACCCCGUCGUCAAAUUGAUAUAAUCAAUCCUGAUUGUUAUGAUUUAUCUAGUUACUGUUUUACUUAAUUUGAGUUCGGUUUAAAUUACUUAAAUAUUAUAAGCUAGCUAGUAAUUAAGAAAAAAAACACAAUUUAUAAAAUAAUUAAUUAUUUUA